AUGUCACAAAAGCAUUACAUUGCAUAUGCCCGAGGCACCGAGGCAGCAAGGCAACAAGGCAACCAUGGAGAUGCUGAUGGGGAUAUUUGCCAUGCUGCGCUAGGGCUGGCAAAAGUGCGUUUCGUGGAUUCUGCCUCGGUCGACCCAGUGGCCGACCCUUCGGUCCGGCGCAAGCGCAAGUUGGGCCCGGGCCGCUCAUCUGCGACCCUUCCGCUCUCCCCAACUAGGAUAGUCAACUUAGCCUUUGGUCAAUCAUCGGGACAAUCAUCACCAUUUCGACGCUUGCCCCUUUGGCCUAGAUUACCUUGUGUUUGUGUCCUCAACCACUCCCACCCCUCUCACAUCUGUCCCGACCUAACUUCUGUACACGCUCUUAACUCUCUGGAUGGGGGCCGUAACGCCGUCCCUAUCCCAAAAAGUCAACGGCAAGGAUGGUCCCAUAAACGCAAGGAUUUGGUAUGGACUUUUAGCAUUAUGUACCUCAGUCAACCGCCCUGGACUAAGGGGACGUACAAGGUUAUGCUGCUGGCAUAA
Messenger RNA from Xylona heveae TC161, 534 nucleotides. RefSeq lists its product as hypothetical. The transcript is spliced from 8 exons. The record is from RefSeq and is a predicted model, not a curated record. The coding region runs from base 1 to 534 and encodes 177 amino acids. NCBI's taxonomy places the organism in Eukaryota, Fungi, Ascomycota, Xylonomycetes, Xylonales, Xylonaceae.